AUGUGCCUGGACCGCGAGGCGGCGGCGGCGGGCGUCGCGGAGGAGGAGGCGGCGGAGGAAGGGGAGGAGGAGAGGAGGAGGAGGAGGAGGAGGAGGAGGAAGGGGAGGCCGGCGAGCGGCGCCGGCUGCGGCGGGGCGCGGAUGAGGCGCGGACCCCGUGGUCCGGCAUGUCCCGGCCGCCGGCCACCCCGGGUCCCGCGGCCCCGCAGCCCCCCGGCCCGCCCGGCCCGGGGCCCCCCGACGCCACCCCGGGCCCCCAAAGGCCCCAGAGCCCCCGGGCCCCUCAAAGCCCCCAGCCGCGGCCGCGCCCGCAUCACCGCCGCCGCCAUUCUCAGCGCCGGAAACGUCCUCAACUACCUGGACAGGUACACCGUGGCAGGGGUCUUACUGGACAUCCAGCAACACUUCGGGGUCAAAGAUCGAGGGGCUGGCCUGCUGCAGUCAGUGUUUAUUCUGCAGCUUCAUGGUGGCGCCCCCAUCUUCGGCUACCUGGGCGACCGCUUCAACAGGAAGGUCAUUCUGAGCUGCGGGAUCUUCUUCUGGUCUGUGGUCACCUUCUCCGCUCCCUUCAUCCCACAGCAGUAUUUCUGGCUCCUGGUCUUGUCGCGGCCUGGUCGCAUUGGGGAGGCCAGCUAUUCCACCACCCCCACCAUCAUCGGCGACCUCUUUACCAAGAACACAGGACCCUCAUGCUCCUUCUUCUACUUCGCCAUCCCGCUCGGCAGUGGCCUGGGCUACAUCACCGGAUCGAGCGUCAAGCAAGUGGCUGGCGACUGGCACUGGGCUCUACGGGUGUCACCGGUGCUGGGUAUGAUCACAGGGACCCUCAUCCUGAUCUUCGUCCCAGCUGCCAGGCGAGGCCACGCUGACCAGCCCGGGGUGCAGCUGAAGGCCCGGACCUCGUGGCUCAGGGACAUGCGGGCCCUGAUCCGGAACCGAAGCUACGUGUUCUCAUCGCUGGCCACGUCUGCCGUCUCAUUUGCCACGGGGGCCCUGGGCAUGUGGAUCCCGCUGUACCUGGACCGGGCCCAGGUGGUGCAGAAGACCAUGGACACCUGCAGCAGCCAACCCUGCAGCACCAGGAACAGCCUCAUCUUCGGGGCCAUCACCUGCUUCACCGGCUUCUUGGGGGUCGUGGCCGGGGCGGGGGCCACCAAGUGGUGCCGGCUGAAGACCCAGCGGGCGGACCCCCUGGUAUGCGCUGUGGGCAUGCUGGGCUCGGCCAUCUUCAUCUGCCUCGUUUUCGUCGCCGCCAAGGGCAGCAUCGUCGGUGCCUACGUGUGUAUUUUCAUCGGCGAGACCCUCCUUUUCUCCAACUGGGCCAUCACGGCUGACAUCCUUAUGUACGUGGUCAUCCCGACCCGCCGUGCCACUGCUGUGGCCCUACAGAGCUUCACCUCCCACCUGCUGGGCGACGCCGGCAGCCCCUACCUGAUCGGCAUUAUCUCAGACCGGAUCCGCCAGAGCACGAGGGAGUCGGCCCUGUGGGAGUUCCUGAGCCUGGGCUACGCGCUGAUGCUGUGCCCCUUUGUGGUGGUCUUGGGGGGCGUGUUCUUCCUAGCCACAGCCCUCUUCUUCCUCAGCGACCGUGCCAGGGCCGACCAACAAGUGAAUCAUCUGAUGAUGCCACCCGCUUCCGUCAAAGUCUGAGAGGUGUCCGCAGGACUCAGCCGCGAAGGAGGUGCAGCUCUCACGGGGAGGCAUCAGCCAGGGUCAAGGUCCGGAGGAGCCGGCCGCAGCAGGGGAGGGUCCUGAGGACCUGGCGUGGACGCGGAGGUGCGUGCAGGCUCACCCCUGGCCCGCCCGCGUCCCCCACUGGUGGAACAGUCUCACUUCUUGAUCGAUUCUUGAUCGAUUCUGCCGGAUCCGCACCACGGCGCCCGGGGCUGCCUCCCCCUCUCCUCCGCCGACACCCCCAUCCGUCCAGCCGUCCUCCAGGGAGGCAGACCGGAGCCCCUGAAGCCAGCAGCCCUGCAGAUUCUGCUUGGAGGGGCCGGGCGAGACCCUCGGACACGUGGCCCCCAGCCAGGGACCGCGGCUAAAGAGACAGACACACACCACACCUCCCCCUCACCCCAAAUCACCCAACUCCCACACUACCCUUUGCCAUGGCCUGGGUUUCAUGUGUCAGGCCCUCCGGGACCGGGACUUGUGGCCAGGGCUGCGUGGCUGCGGCCGGGGAAGGGGCAUGUGUCCGAGACCUCUUCCGUCCUCCGCGGGGCCGGCCGCUUCCGGAAUUCUGCGAUGCCCCGCUGCUCAAGCUGACUCGUCUCGUUCUCGGGCGCGAGAACCGGGCUCUGGGUGGAUUUGUCGUCGGGGAGUCAGUCCCCGUCUCGACCGGGGCCUUCUGGGCGGACCGUGGCACAGCGAGCAGGGGUUCGGUCAGUACGGGGCUCUGCCAGGGGAUUGGAUCCCAGGACGCUGUUGGGGUGAGGCUCUGGUCCCCCCUUCCCAGAGUAGCAAGAUGCUUGGAGUCUUCCCAGAGGUCAGAGUUGACCGAGGUCACCGUCCCCAUUGGCAGGCGGAAGCCCAGCUCUGCCGUGUGUUUGGGGGCUCCUUGUGGGGGGCCAGCCGGCAGGCUCCAGAGCACUGGGCUGGCCCUUUGCUGGUUGUGGAGCACCGACUGACCUGGAAUGCAGGAGUCCGUGGAACUAGUUCAGCAGGGGAAGGUGUUUACACACAUACACACCCACACAGGCCCACUCACCUUCUCCACAUUAGUGUCACAUACGCACACCCCACCCCCGCCCCCCGUCUUCACUUCCACAUCUCAUAAUCUCUGGCCAGGAAUAGGGCAUUUUGCUCUUUCCUCUUGGACUUCGCAACAACUCUCCCAAAGAUUCCCUUUUUCCUCCCCGCCCGAUCCCAAACUGCCCUUUGCCUCUUCCAUUGUGCAGGCCCUAUUGAGAGGGGGGCGUUGGUUGGACAGAUGGUCCGCGCUGGGUCACCGGGGGAGUCGGGGGGUCGGAUGGUCUGUUGUGGGUCAGCGCGGUGCUGUUAGAGAUGGAGGGGGGGAGAGAGGCGGGGAGCGGUCCUGGCUGAGUCACUGGGGCAAAAUCGGGGAUCUUACCUUUCCUCCGUUUUCUCUGAGCUUGUGAGCGGGAGGGGGUCGUCCAGGUGUGUCGGCCAGCUCCAGACGGUGGGGUCCGGGUGUGCGGAAGAGAUAGGCCCUGGAGCUUGGGCCGCAUCGCUCCCGGCGGCUGGAAGCCGUGACCCCAGGGCAGGGCUGAGAGCGUGGGGCGGCCGUGGUGGAAAGGAGCUGAGGCAAGGAGGACACUGUCCCUGCGAUCGUCCGUCUGAGCGGUGGGCACUCACGGGCGCCGGCCAGGGUAGCGCACGGGCCCUGCCUUUCCCGUGUACCGGGCCGGCCCACGCAGUUGUCGGGGGAGGCUUGUUUUCUUGUUGUGCAAGAACCGGGUAUAAUGGUUUUCUGACUUCUCUCAGGAAGUACACGGCGAUUUUAUUUUUUAGAGCUAUUGAUCGUGAAUAUAAGUAUAUUCACGUAUAAGACAGAGUAUAAGACAGAAAGAAAAAGCCAAAUAUAUUCCUUUAUGUAAGUUAAGAAAUAAAAGUAUUUAAAACCAG
This is a messenger RNA of Ornithorhynchus anatinus (platypus), 3585 nucleotides long. RefSeq names its product sphingolipid transporter 2 (gene SPNS2). NCBI's taxonomy places the organism in Eukaryota, Metazoa, Chordata, Mammalia, Monotremata, Ornithorhynchidae. Gene Ontology annotation, cellular component: membrane. Gene Ontology annotation, biological process: sphingosine-1-phosphate receptor signaling pathway; transmembrane transport; lipid transport. Gene Ontology annotation, molecular function: sphingolipid intramembrane carrier activity; transmembrane transporter activity. The record is from RefSeq and is a predicted model, not a curated record.